UCUAUCUCUCCUAUUCUCAAUUCUCACACUUGAACAGCAAACAAGAAUCACUUUUAACUUCACUUCACUUCAGUUUCCAUCUCUGAGAAGAUGGACAGUCAGGGAGGUCCUCUUUUUAGCUUGGCUUACUUCUGUCAAGGAAAGACAAUGGAGGAGCUUAGGUAUUCUCUUUUCUAUACUAGUUUGGAGCUGGAACAGACUAGGAUGGCAGCUCAGGAGGAGCUGGCAAAGAGAGAUGACCAAUUAAUCCAACUCAAAGAGUUGCUAAGCAAAGCAACGAAAGAGAGAGAUGAAGCUCAGGAGAAAUGCCGGAAACUUUUCCUUGAGAAGCUCCUGCUUCAGCAACAGCAACAACUUGCUCCUCUCUCCGGAGUUUCUGGCGUCGAAGAUGAACGUAAAAGAGGAAUUGACUCCAACAAUGGUUUCUCCUCAUCUGAUUGUGAGGGGAGCAUUGUUUCAUCUCCUGUUCUUGACCCAAUUCAACAACCUCAACUGCCACCAUCUCAAUCCUUAGAGCUAGUGCCUGAUAAGCCAUUGCCUGAAAAGGGAAAGCUUUUACAGGCAGUGAUGAAAGCUGGGCCGCUCUUGCAAACCCUUCUUUUAGCAGGACCACUGCCUCAAUGGAGACACCCACCACCACCACUCGAGUCCUUUGAGAUCCCACCCGUUACCAUUCCUUCGCCUCCUCCGCCAUCCCCACAACUCCUCUACCAAGACUCCCUCACCACCAUUAACCCCUGCAACACUCUAAACACCUGUGGUCAAGUAAUCAGGAAAAGGGGUCUUUAUGAUGCCUCUGAUUCUCUUACCGAAACCAAAUGCCGACGACUAGUUCUUAAUUGAUUGCCACUACAAACAAGACUAGUCUAAAAUACUAAUUCCAUAAAUUUUACCAUUUUAAAACUUAUUAUAGGUUAGUCAGGGU
Messenger RNA from Hibiscus syriacus, 925 nucleotides. RefSeq names its product protein enabled homolog. The record is from RefSeq and is a predicted model, not a curated record. Lineage: Eukaryota; Viridiplantae; Streptophyta; Magnoliopsida; Malvales; Malvaceae. The transcript has 2 exons. The coding region runs from base 91 to 843 and encodes 250 amino acids.